CAUUAUAUGUCAAACGAACCCAUGCCCCAAAAUUCUAGAAAAACCUAAAAGCAAAAUCACGAUGAAAACAGUAGUUUCGGAAACCGGCGUGGAAGUUCUGUAUCCGUGCACAAUCCAUUUGUCCAACGAUGAAGUUUGGGAAUGUGAGUACAAGUCUGACCAUAAUGGAAAGGAGUUGCUUGACUACGUUUGUGAGAAGCUCAACUUACAGGAUAGGGACUAUUGGGGGCUGAAGUAUGCGGAUCAGUUCGAGCAGAGGCACUGGUUGGAUACGAACGGACUCGUUCGGUCCCAGGUGAAGAAUAUCGGUUGCCCGCUGGAGCUCUUUUUCAAGUAAAAACAAAUUUGUUGAACUAUCUAAAUAGAAGUAUUGUAAGAGGGCCAUGAUUUAAAUUAAAAGUAUAUCCACCAGAACCGUACAAAUUAGCAGAUCCCGUAGCCAGAACCCAGAUAUUCUACCAAUUAAGAUCGGAUCUUUUACAGGGUACUCUGAGUUGUGGAGCUAGCAACGAUGCGUCACUUCUCGUUGCACUUUUGCUCCAACACAUUUAUGGAGAUUAUGAUUCUAACAUUCACAUAGGCCAUUACAUCAAGGAAAAAUUCCUGUUGAAUCAAACAUUUGCGGUAGAAGCCAAAGCCAUCGAGAUACACAAACUUCAUCUUGUUGGCCUGACAAAAGAGCAAACAGAAGACCUUUUCCUGAGAAUGGCUUGUCAGUUAGAAACGUAUGGCGUCGAUCCUUAUCUCGUUGAAGACGAGCAAGGUGUGAAAUUGACACUCUGGAUCAACCAUAAGGGGCUGAUGACCUACCAUGAGGCCAAAAAGGUCCAUCAUAUGGAGUGGAUGAAUAUAUGCAAAAUUUUGAGGGAGCAGAAUAAGCUCGUCGUGUAUUUGAUGUCAGGUGACUAUGUGACGCUCUCUUGCUUGACUGUUGCUGAAAGCGAGUACAUAUUCUUCGGCGCUGUCCAACAUCUCGCUAUAUUCACAAGUACCAGCACAAGAUCGACGAUAGGCCUAAACGGAAGCGAAAGCGCUGAAGGUAUGUACGACGAGAUCAGAUCUUUGAUGGCGGAAACGAACACCUUUGAAAUUGCUACCGAGGAAGAUUGCUACUUGUAUGAAAGCGAAUCCGGUACCGAGUGUGACAGGAAAUCGGAAUUGACAUUUAGGAGGUACAGUCCUAGAGUUUGGCAUAUCGCUAUGUGCAUCGCUAUAUUUAGUAUUGCCAUGGAGGUGUGCUCGUUGUGGCGUUCCAAAAGUACGCCAUAUUACUGGUCGCUAAUAGAAAAGUUUGUACCCAAUAAACUAUUCUAAAAUAUAUAUGUUUCUUUUUGAAGUGCCCCCUUGAUUAAUAAAC
Molecule: messenger RNA, 1357 nt
Organism: Acanthoscelides obtectus
Lineage: Eukaryota; Metazoa; Arthropoda; Insecta; Coleoptera; Chrysomelidae
Source: the annotation of a GenBank genome assembly